AUGAAUUCGAUCAUGCCCAUGGAAAUGCAACUGCAAUUGCAUCAACAGAUGCUCUUCCGCGAGCAGCAAAUCACACUUCGCAGGCACAGACCAGAAGAUCUACCGAAUUCGAACACGUGGAGAAUACCUGCUCCUGGAAGAGGACCUCUUCUUCCCGAGGUGAGGGUUGAACUACAAAAUCGGGAGCUCUGGCAGCAAUUCCACGCCGAAACGACGGAAAUGAUAAUUACGAAGACGGGCCGACGAAUGUUUCCAUCGAUUCAGCUGUCUGUCACUGGAUUGGAGUGUCGUGCUAGCUACUACGUUCUUCUCGAAGUGGAACCGGCGUCCGAUCGUCGACACAAGUAUGUUGGCGGCGGUGCAGGCGUCGACGAUGGUCCUAGGAACGCAAGAGGAUGGACGUCGGCUGGUCCAGCCGAGCCUCAGCCUCGAAUCGAUCGGAGAAUUUACCUGCAUCCGGAUAGUCCGGCGCCAGGUUCCCACUGGAUGCAACAUCCUAUCAGUUUCAAUAAGCUCAAGCUGACCAACAACGCCGUUGAUCCCAAAACUAACGUGGUCCUGACGUCCAUGCACAAGUAUAAUCCGCGAAUCUGGAUCAUUCGUUGCGACGACGCGACAAGACUGAACGAUCUAUACUCCCAUCCAGCCUCGUCGUUCAGAUUCAGCGAAACGGAGUUCAUUGCCGUGACCGCUUAUCAGAACGAGAAUAUUACGAAAUUGAAGAUCAACUACAAUCCGUUCGCGAAAGGUUUCCGGGAGACGGGUCAGUCGCGGUGCAAGAGGAAAUUCCAUCAAACGGAAAUGGAGAGAUCGAGUCGUAUCGACGACGAGGAGGGCAACGUGUCCUCGGAAUUUGAAUCGAACAGGGCAUCGAGUCACCUGGACAUCGUCGCUCAGAGGCCAAAGACUGCGUCCAGCGAAACCGGGAGUCUCGACGACAGCGGUGUCAGUAGCUGCGGGGGUGUCAGUCCACCCUUACCCUCGAUACAUAGGAAUUCACCAUCGAGAGAAAUCGAUCGCGACACGCAGCCACGAUUGCACAGGCCGUGGGUCGAUUCGUCGCCAAAGUUUUCGUCUGCUGCCGUAUCUUCGAGACUAUCGCCCGGAUACGAUCUUCUAAAUUUUCCUGUGAAUUACCUGCGUCUGCAACAUCCUUCUAUCACCAUGCAACCUGAUUUGAUAAGGUUGCAAUAUCAACCGUUGCCACAGUUCUCGAAGUAUUAUUAA
This is a messenger RNA of Colletes gigas, 1227 nucleotides long. RefSeq names its product T-box-containing protein TBX6L-like. The record is from RefSeq and is a predicted model, not a curated record. The coding region runs from base 1 to 1227 and encodes 408 amino acids. The transcript is spliced from 5 exons. Gene Ontology annotation, biological process: cell fate specification; regulation of transcription by RNA polymerase II; positive regulation of DNA-templated transcription. NCBI's taxonomy places the organism in Eukaryota, Metazoa, Arthropoda, Insecta, Hymenoptera, Colletidae. Gene Ontology annotation, molecular function: RNA polymerase II cis-regulatory region sequence-specific DNA binding; DNA-binding transcription factor activity, RNA polymerase II-specific. Gene Ontology annotation, cellular component: nucleus.